AUGGUGAAAGUAACUUUACGGGGUCGCCAGCUAGUAGGAGGGCUUUAUGGAGCAGAAAAACGACAAAGCGAGAAAAAUUAUUUUCCACUCCAGAAAUUAAUGAUCAUGAGUUCGUAUUUGAUGGACUCUAACUACAUCGAUCCGAAAUUUCCUCCAUGCGAGGAAUAUUCGCAAAAUAACUAUAUCCCAGAUCACAGUCCGGAAUAUUAUAGCCGGUCCAGGGACCCUGGAUUCCAGCAUCACCACCAGGAACUGUACCCUCCAAGAACAGGCUACACUGAGCGCCAGUACAGCUGUGCCAGCAUCCAGGGUCCAGGCAACCCUGUCACACACACAAGGGUCCAUGGACAACCACCUCAAAGCAACCACCUUGUAGGCAAAUCCCAGAUCUGUGAGCUUCCAACACCAUCUUUACCCAACACCUCCACCACUCCUAGCCCUGCACCCCCAGCCUGCAACCAGCCUAAUCCUGAGCAUCCUACCAGCACAGCCACCAAACAGCCCAUAGUGUACCCCUGGAUGAAGAAAAUACACGUCAGUACUGUGAACCCCAAUUACACUGGAGGGGAACCCAAGAGGUCCAGAACUGCUUACACCAGGCAGCAAGUAUUGGAACUGGAGAAAGAAUUUCAUUAUAACAGAUAUCUGACCAGGCGAAGGCGCAUUGAGAUAGCCCACUCCUUGUGUCUCUCGGAAAGGCAGAUCAAGAUCUGGUUUCAAAACAGGAGAAUGAAAUGGAAAAAAGACCACAGGUUACCUAACACUAAAGUCAGAUCCAGCGCCUCUUCCAACGCCUCUAAUAACAUCAUUGCUUCCAAUUCUGCUCCCAGCGAGGAUAUAACGCAAAGCUCAACUCAGGAUCAGCGAGAGGAUAUUACAAGGUUAUAAACCCCCACAAAUGACUCGAUAUUUAUAGAAUCUAAUGAUAAUUAUAAUAUUAUUAUUAAUAAUAAUAUAUAUAUAUUUUGGUUCUUGUAGUUUUUUUUUUUUUCCUUGUGCGUUGGAGAAUUGAGAGCUCUUUUGGACCUACAAAGAGGCUUUAAAUGCAUGUUACAGUGCAUGGGAUCAGGCUUUAUGUCCAGUGUUGUUUUAUGUUUCCUGUUUGUUUUUUGGACACUUAAUUUAUUUGGAAGGGAGAUGUUUUGUUUCCAGUGAUUUCCUAAAAAUAAAAAUAAUACAGGGUUCCAGUUUUGUCCUUUGCCUACGUGUUGACAAUGGUAGAACAAAGCCAAUCACCUUGAAGGUGGAACUGAUAUUUUUGUUCUUUUUUUUUCUUUUCUUUUUUGUAUAAACUAUCAUUAUGAUGUGACGAGCUUAUUUAAGGAUCGCAGCCCCUGAAAUAGACAUUGCCAUAAUGUGAAGCUAUUGACAAGAAUGUUUGGGAGCCGAUAGAUGAUAGAUCCCAUUUGUUGUGGACACUGUGUGUUUUUUUUAUUAUUUUAUUUUUAAUGUUAUUUUCAUUUUUAUUUUAUUUUAUUUUGGUCGAGACAUACAAUGUAAAAAUGCUGUAAACAGUCCUAGUGUAAUGUGACCGUCUGUUUGUUCAAUAAAACAGUGAGUGUGGUUUAGUUUAUCCUGGCAAUUGUUUAUUUUACCUGUGUAUGCAACACUGUAGUAUUAUAUUAUAAUAGCUGUACUGCCAUAGGAAUUGUAUGCCUUCUAUUCUGUGUCACCAAUUUCAUAUCUGAUAAGAGUCUUAUAGUUUCUAUAGUCGUGUAUGGUCAUAGUGUAUCCAUGUUGUGGUGUUUACAUGGGGCUGAUAGCUAAGAUACAGUAGUAUUUUUAUAUCUAUAAUGCUGGAGACUAUGGGAUUGUGCCCAUCCUCCUACAUGAGAUGCCUAUGACACAGUAACAUACCCUGAUUUUGCUGCUUAACCUGGUUGUUUAUUAAAGCCCUGGCAGAGCUGUGUAAGGCAUCUCUUCAAUGUAAAUAGUAAUGACCCCUCUGUGAUCUGAGAUCUCACUGCAAGGGCCUAAAGGUUUUCUAUUUCAGCUAUUUUGCGUGUUCUGUCCUAUCUUUUGUAGCAGAAGAAUGUCAAAUUGCAGGUAGGCCCAUUCCCUUUCAGGCAGCAUGACACAAAGCAGGCUCCAAUCAUUGUGUAGAAGGCUGGUAUACUUAUCACUGUACAGAACAAAAAAAACAUGCAGCCAUUGUGGUUAUCUUGUAUCACUUAACUUUCCUUAAAUCUACAUUGUAGUCAACAUACAUGAUACACCAGAGAAAUGCUACUUGUGUAUAAUUUUUAUUUAUUUAUUGAUUGAUGUAUUUAUUUAUUUAUUAUAUUU
This is a messenger RNA of Hyla sarda, 2286 nucleotides long. RefSeq names its product homeobox C4 (gene HOXC4). Gene Ontology annotation, biological process: anterior/posterior pattern specification; regulation of transcription by RNA polymerase II; embryonic skeletal system morphogenesis. Gene Ontology annotation, cellular component: nucleus. The record is from RefSeq and is a predicted model, not a curated record. Lineage: Eukaryota; Metazoa; Chordata; Amphibia; Anura; Hylidae. Gene Ontology annotation, molecular function: RNA polymerase II cis-regulatory region sequence-specific DNA binding; DNA-binding transcription factor activity, RNA polymerase II-specific. Bases 1 to 888 code for a protein of 295 amino acids. The transcript is spliced from 2 exons.